GCGCCUGCGCAGUAGUUCUUCUCGCCUGCGCCGCGCCGUUAGCCGCGCAAUACGCUGGGAAUAACGUUAGAACGGUUUACAGAAGCGCGCGCGACUCAGAGAGAGAGAGAGAGAGGGGGAGGGUCCUCGCGCGCCCUUCCCUCCCUCCCUCCGGGCCCCUCCCCCUCCCUUCCCUUCUCCUUGCUCUGGAGAGGGAAGAUGGUGGGCCUCUGAGUCAAGGGCGCGUCUUGUGGCUUCCCGAGCGGGGAUGACGCAGCUUUGUAAGGAUUUAUAACCUAAACAAAAAAUGAGCUUAACAUCUUGGUUUUUGGUGAGCAGUGGAGGCACUCGCCAUAGGCUGCCACGAGAGAUGAUUUUUGUUGGAAGAGAUGACUGUGAGCUGAUGUUGCAGUCACGGAGUGUGGACAAACAACAUGCUGUAGUCAACUAUGAUGCUUCUACUGAUGAACACUUAGUGAAAGAUUUAGGCAGUCUAAAUGGGACAUUUGUGAAUGAUGUACGGAUUCCAGAACAGACAUACAUCACACUAAAGCUUGAGGAUAAACUGAGAUUUGGAUAUGAUACCAAUCUUUUUACUGUAGUUAGAGGAGAGAUGAGAGUCCCAGAGGAAGCACUUAAGCAUGAGAAAUUUACCAGUCAAUUGCAGCUGUCCCAAAAAUCCUCAGAGGCAGAAGGAUCAAAGUUAACCAGUGCCAAAGCUGCAGAGCCAAAGGUACAAGAUACCAUCUCUGAAGCACACUACAGAACUAUAGAUGCACUGAAAUCAGAAGAGAAAUCUGCAGAUAUUUCUGCCAUGCCUCGAGGUACUCCUUUGUAUGGGCAACCAUCAUGGUGGGGUGAUGAUGAGGCGGAGGAACAGAAUGGUUACAAACAAGAUGGUAAACCUGAAGAGAAAAUGCAAGAUGCUGGAGUAUUAGGAUGCAGCACAGAUGGCAAGCAAGCUGAGGAGCAAUCUGCAGCUGCAAGUGAAGAAGAAACUUAUCCUUUCUGUAGGGAGCCAAGUUAUUUUGAAAUCCCUACAAAGGAAUUCCAGCAACAUUCACAAAUACCUGAGGGUACAAUUCAUGAGAUCCCAACAAAAGACAUACACAUAGCAGGGGCAGGGCAUGCUUCAUUUACCAUUGAAUUUGACAACAGCACCCCAGGAAAAGUAACUAUCAAAGAUCAUGUCACAAAAUUCACUCCAGAUCAACGCCACAAGCCUAAGAAGCCUUCUCCUUCUGGUGCUCAGGAUCUUCCUGGGCUUCAAGCUGUGAUGUUGGCACCGGAGAGUAAAGUGGCAAACUGGUUAGCACAAAACAAUCCCCCAACAAUGGUCUGGGAAUCAACAGAAGAAGAUUCAAAAAGUAUUAAGAGUGAUGUCCCAGUCUACUUGAAGAGACUGAAAGGAAAUAAGCAUGAUGAUGGGACACAGAGUGAUUCAGAAAAUGUAGGAGCACGCAAGCAUUACAGUAAACGGGCAGCACUUGAAGAGCAGCUAAGGCAUCAUUAUGCAGAACAGAGAAAACUGCACUCGAAAGCCCAGGAUACAGAGAAGCAUUCAGACCAACCAGUUGCGAGUCAGACUGCUUUUAUGAUUGAAUUCUUUGAUGAAGGCCAUCCUCGGAAGAGACGAUCAUACUCUUUUUCUCAAAAUGUGGGAUCUUUGUGCCCUGAAAUAUCUUCUCCAGCACCCCAUGCAAGAACUGAAAAAGUGAAACCUGCAUCAGGUGACUCCAGAGCGUGUUCAUCACCUCUACAGAAUACUUCUACUCAACAAAGAGCAGUACAUGCAAAACUUCUAAAGCAGAAAUCUGAAGAACCCUCUGCUGUGUUACCUUUCUUACAGACUGCAUUGCUAAGAAGUUCUGGAAGCCUUGGGCAUAGACCAAGUCAAAGUGAAGACAUGGAAAAGAAGUUAAAAAGCCAAGCAAUUUUGACAACUUUAGAAAAAGAUGAUGAUGAUCAAAGUGAUAAAGGUACUUAUACUAUUGAACUGGAAAACCCCAAUGCUGAGGAAGUGGAAGCUCGCAAGAUGAUUGAUAAGGUUUUUGGAGUGGAUGGCAGCCAGGAUUAUAAUAGGACUGUUGUCAACGAGAGCCAGAAAGAUUUAGUAAAAGAUUGGGCUAUAAAUUCUGCUACAGUAGUGCUGGAAGAAAAAAGACCACUGAGUACAACUGGAUUUCUUGAAACAGAGACGAAAGAAGACCAAACCCAGGGAAGUGCUGUGAAGGAUCAAACCGUCUGUAAUGCGGCCUUCCUCUUUUCCUGCUGCCUUCCACUUUACCAACCAUUAUUAUAUCUUCCAGAAAACACUGGUGUGUCUGGAAGCAAACGCUGGGUAUCACAGUGGGCUAGUCUGGCUGCUAACCAUACAAAACAUGAAGAAAGUGAAGUACGAAUGGAGACAUUAGCUCCUGCUCAUCUUGAAAAUGACACCGAUAUAAGUGAAUCGGUUCGAAGUACAGGUUCAGCUGCUUCUUUGAACAGCCAAGGGGAUCGAAUGAAGAGAACACUUCCACAACUGCCAAAAGAAGAAAAUGUAAUAGAAGGGCAAAGGACAAAAAUUUCAACUCCUCAGAGAUCAGAGAUAGGAGAAAAACAAGACACUGAACUUCAGGAGAAGGAAACUCCAACUCAUACUCAAAAAGAAAUAGGCCAAGCUGUUGAUAAAAGCGUGAUGAAAGCAAGCAAAACAAUGAAUGGCCUUUCUCCUAAAGCAGACAAGACAUUUUUUCAGUCUAACAGUUGCUUCCCUUCUGGUCAAAAUGGCAAGGAAACAUCAGUUGUGAAACAAGCUUUAGCUAAAAUUCAGCAACAGGAACAAAAUGAAGUAACACAUUGGGUUCCCACUAAAUUAUCUUCUGCAAAAACUACAAAUCAGGUUGAAAAGAGGAAGGAGGAACCUUCUGCUUCCCAUAAAAUAGAUAAUAAAGAAAAGGCAUCUGUGCGUAGUGCUGUCAAAACAGAAAGUAAGACUAUACAAAGUGAAGGGAAAAGAAGGAAACCAGAGGAAACAACAAAAUGUCAAGCUGCAAAAGGAUUUAGUGGAGACAAGAAAGAAACAUCUAAGCCAUUGGUGAGGCAGGGCAGUUUUACUAUAGAUAAACCAAGCACAAAUAUACCCAUAGAACUAAUCCCUCAUAUUAAUAAAGAAACAGGAACUGCUCCAGCGUCAUUAUCUUUAACAUCUACCACUAGAAUAAGUGAGAAAAGUGAGUCAGUUGAAACAGAUUCCAGUCUAGACACAACAUUAAUAUUAAAAGAUACUGAAGCUGUAAUGGCUUUUCUUGAAGCUAAGCUACGUGAAGAUAACAAAAUAGAUGAAGGACCCGAGACUCCCAGCUAUAAUAGGGAUAAUUCUAUUUCACCUGAAUCAGAUGUGGAUACUGCUAGUACAAUUAGUCUAGUCACCGGAGACAGUGAAAGAAAAACCACUCAGAAGCGCAAAAGUUUUACAACUCUUUACAAAGAUAGGUGUUCCACUGGUUCUCCAUCAAAGGAUGUUUUAAAGUCAUCAUCUACAAGUGCUAGAGAAAAAAUUGAAAAGAAAACAAAAAGUCGUUCUUUGGAAGCUGGUUCAAGAGGAGAUGCACGCAAGAUUGUACAGAGCAGUGGAAGAAUAAGGCAACCUUCAGUAGAUUUAACAGAUGAUGACCAAACUUCUAGUGUACCUCAUUCUAUUUCUGAUAUUUUGUCUUCUGACCAGGAAACAUGCUCUGGCAAAUCACAUGGAAGGACACCUUUUACCUCAGCAGAUGAACACUUGCACUCUAAAACAGAAGGUAUUAAAAUAGCAAAGUUGAAAUCUUCCCCAGUACCAACUGGUCAGUCCAGUAAAUCAACUACUCUUCCAAGGCCUCGGCCCACAAGGACUUCUCUGUUACGUAGAGCACGACUUGGGGAAGUUUCAGAUAGUGAACUUGCAGAUGCAGACAAAGCAUCAGUAGCUUCUGAGGUGUCUACUACAAGUUCUACAUCAAAGCCUCCAUCAGGAAGGAGAAAUAUUUCAAGAAUUGACUUGCUUGCUCAGCCACGUAGAAAUAGACUUGGUUCUUUAUCUGCACGAAGUGACUCUGAAGCAACAAUAACUAGAAGCACUGCCUCAUCUCGAACGGCAGAUGCUGCUAUUAGAAGUGGCAUUAGACUAACACCUCCAGCAGAUAGUACUAAAGUUUCUCCUAGGAUAAGAGCUAACAGCAUUUCUCGCCUGUCAGACUCCAAAUCCAAAUCAAUGUCAUCAACCCAUAAUUCUCCAUCAGAGGCAUACCGUCUUCUCCCAGACCCAGAUCCUGCUCUUGAAACUUACAGUGUAAAUUCAAGAUGGAGGCGCUUUCCUACUGAUUAUGCUUCCACCUCAGAAGAUGAAUUUGGAUCAAACCGUAAUUCUCCUAAACAUGCCCGUCUACGUACUUCUCCAGCCCUGAAAACUACUCGGCUGCAGAGCUCUGGAACACCAACACAGGCUAGCAAUAUCUUCAAGCAUAGGAUAAAGGAACAGGAAGACUACAUUCGAGAUUGGACUGCACAUCGAGAAGAAAUCGCAAGGAUAAGCCAAGACCUCGCUCUCAUCGCACGGGAAAUCAAUGAUGUAGCAGGCGAGAUAGAUUCGGUGACUUCCUCAGGCACUGCUCCUAGUACCACAGUAAGCACUGCUGCCACCACCCCUGGCUCUGCCAUAGACACUAGAGAAGAGGUAGGAGAUCUUCAUGGAGAAAUGCAUAAGCUAGUUGAUCGUGUAUUUGAUGAAAGCUUAAACUUCAGGAAGAUUCCUCCAGUAGUAAACGUUAAAGUACCAGAUGGGAACUCCAGGCCUAAUGAAUCCAAACCACCGACUGCAGAUAUACCUGAGCCACCAACAAUUACACGUCGUCGAACCUGGAGUAGGGAUGAAGUUAUGGGUGAUACAUUGCUGUUGUCCUCAGUCUUCCAGUUUUCCAAGAAGAUCAGACAAUCUAUAGAUAAAACUGCUGGUAAAAUCAGAAUAUUGUUUAAGGAUAAAGACCGGAACUGGGAAGAUAUUGAAAAGAAACUGCGAGCUGAAAGUGAAAUUCCAAUUGUGAAGACAUCAAGCAUGGAAAUAUCAUCUAUAUUGCAAGAACUGAAGAGAGUUGAGAAACAACUGCAAGUGAUAAAUUCAAUGAUUGACCCUGAUGGAACAUUGGAUGCUCUGAGUAAUUUGGGAUUUGCUGCUGCUGCUCAGGCACCUCAACCUAAGCAGAAGUCCAGUCCUGUUUCUCAAAGUGCCCAGCCUCAGUCGCAACCAAAUUGUCAACCAGAGGCAAGGGCUGUCCGUCCAACUAUUUCCUCUGCUUCAAGGGAACUUGGCAGUGUAGAAUCUGAGCACGAUUUCAGUAUACACUUUAAUAGGUUCAAUCCAGAUGGAGAGGAGGAAGAUCCAACUUUGCGUGAAUGACGUAAGUGUCAUGAGUAUCUUUAAUAUUGAUUUAAUGUUCAGAAUUCAAUGAGAGUCAUAGCAUCAUUCAGACUUAAAGAAAAAGUGUGGUUAAAAUGCCAAUUUUUCCUUAUACCAACAACUUAAUUGUGAUAUUUUAAAUGUCACACACAUCACCUGGCUCAUUAAGGUAAACAUUGGUACCUACACAGAGAUCCGUUUGUGGUAUUUUAUAUUUUAUGGGCUUUGCAAGCACUUUGAAUAUUUCCCUCCAUUAUUUAAUUUGCUAAAGAAGACUGCAAACAGAUGGAAGUCCAACAUGAUUAUUAAACGUCUAAGGUUCCUGUGCCGAAAUGACCUGUAAUUGAGUCUCUUCAACCUAAAUUUGAAUGAAAUUAUUGAGUGUUUAAAUUUGAUUCUGUGUAAUGGGAACUAAAUUAGGGAACACUACAUUUUAGUAACAUGACACAACAGUAUACAGAAGAAUAGGCUUCAUAGUAUGUUCAUUGUUGCAUACUAAAAUUUUCAAACCAUUGUGAUUGCUAUGUAAAUUGUCCUGGGUUUUACAGAGUUCAAAAUAUGUUUGCACUAAAAAGAUUGCUGGUAGUGGAAGAUAAACGUAUCAGUAUAAAUAGAGGCAAUAACUCUGUACUCAGAAACAUGCUCGGUUUCCCUUUUAAAAAACCACACAUACAUUCACACUGGAGUGUGAGUCCACUUCCGAAAAGAAUCCAACUGGCCCUUGCUGAUCCUGUUCAAUAUGUCUUUUUUGAUGUUGAUUAAAAUUAAAUGUGAUAUCAUUUCUGUCCAAAUGUUUGGAGCAAUGAAACCAGUUUAAAUGUAUAGCUAUGUGUGUCUAUUACCUGAAAUCCCAUCUCAUGGUUUGUCACCAAGGUCAAACACAAAAUAGAUUUAUGAGUGCUCCUUGAGAUAAUCAUGAGUUGUAAAAUUUUCGUCAGAACAUUUGGAGAUAGAGUAGUAAUAAUCUGGUCAGUAGGCGGAUCCCAGACAUAUAAAUUGUUCAUGUUUUCCUGUAGACCCUAUAGUAAGACUGUCUUAUAUGUUUAUAAAAAUUCUGGAAGAAAACUGCUAACAUAGGCCUUUUGCUUAUCCUGCUUACUGCAAAGCUAUUAAAAUAUCUCAUAUAAGCCUAUUUUAUCUUUAAAGCUGUCCCAGUAACUUUAAAGUUUGGAAAUAAUAAUAUAAAAUUAAUCUUGUAUUUCCAGAACACUGUAAUUUCGAGGUCUUCUGUUAAAUGCUACUAAUAACUGGAAUUUUCCUAUGUUUUUGCAUCAGUCUAUAAUGGUUAUGGAUACAACUCUGAAGCUUUUAUGAAAUAGUCUUUAAUAUUUCAGCAAUAAUCUCAUGUGUCACUUGUUUAAAAAUACUUUUUUUCCUGUACAUUUUUAAACUGUACAGGAUUUUGGAAGUAAUGACGAAGUUUGACCAAUGAAAUAUAAAAACAGACUUUUUGUAGCGAUAUAAAAAUAAAAAAGGAAUAGUCCUGUUGUAUAUUGGAUUUUUUUUGCUUUAAAAUUAAAAACUGCCUCUUUUCAAACUCUGUAUCCCACUCUCUAUUAACAGAGGUCAGGAAAACACUUGUUUACAGAUGUUGUCAAAGUUCAAACAGAUGUAUGACAAAAUACAUGGAGGAUAGUGACAAGAUUUUGGCCAUUGUCAUACCUUUCUUUAUUUCAUUGCUUGGGAGAAGAACCACAAACAUGCAAGUGUGAAAAAAACAGGAAAUGGUUAUGGAAAAAUUAAACAUUUAGGCUCUUCACACAGGUCUUUAUGUGUUUCUUUUUCAGACGUUUACCUUUUGUGUUCUGUAAUAAAUAUUGGCAUUUACAAUGUUCUUAUUUGUAUGGAUGCGUACUCCUUAUUUAUUUUUUGUUACAUAUAUUAUGUAUGUAGUUACAAGCAUUUACAACUCCAUUUUUAAAUAAAGUGUUUCUGGAACUUUAUACAAUAA
Messenger RNA from Anolis sagrei ordinatus, 7346 nucleotides. The record is from RefSeq and is a predicted model, not a curated record. Lineage: Eukaryota; Metazoa; Chordata; Lepidosauria; Squamata; Anolidae.